AUGGCUGAAAAUGUGAUUAUUGACGGAGAAGGGAUACGUAAGCCUACCAUUGGUGCCACCCAUUUUUCACUUAAUCCACUGAUGUUUCAAAUGCUUCAAACAAAUGGCCAAUACGCUGAUUUAUCUUUUGAAGACCCUCAUUCUCAUUUGCGUUCUUUCAUGGAAAUCAUAGACUCUUUUCUCAUCCCUGAUGUUUUAGACGAUGCUCUGAGACUAAAACUUUUUCCAUUUUCACUAAGGGAUCGAGCAAGAGCAUGGUACAAUUCUUWGCAACCAGACUCUGUGACUACAUGGAAUGAAAUGGCAGAAAAGUUUUUGAAAAAGUAUUUUCCACCCACGAGGAAUGCCAAAUCCAGAAAUGAAAUUUGUACUUUUAGACAACUGGAUGAUGAAGCAGUUCCUGAUGCAUGGGAAAGACAAAUGCUCGAUGCUACUGCAGGCGGAGCUUUCACAGCUUGUACCUAUAAUGAACGUUUUGACAUACUUGAAAAUAUUUCUAAUAAUAACGGACAAUGGUCUGACCCACGUGCAAUGCCACUGAAGAAAACAGCUGGAAUAAAUGAGGUAGAUGUUGUCUCGGCAUUAACGGCUCAGAUCACUAAGCUAAUUUCAAAUUUAACAUCUAGCCCACAUGUGCAAUCUGAUGCUAAUACCUUUAAUUCCAAUGUUCAAUCAGUACAAUGCGUGUACUGUGGUGAAGAUUUUGUGACUACCAUUCCUGUGAGUACUAGUGAGCCGCAACCCAUAGUCAGGCCCAUAGAUAGUACAGACAUUCCUGAAAUAUCAGAUUUUCCACUGUUAUUUCCUGAUGAACCCAAGACAACACAGACUCCCAAAGAAAGUGUUGUAGUGAAUGUGUCACAAUCUGGUGACAGUCCCGCAAUAAAAGACCAGACCAGUCCUUUAAUCCCUGUUAGGACUGAAUCAGAACCAAUUGUGAGACCAGUUUUGAAACCGAUUCCAGCACCAACUCUUCAAAAGACUACGUCUCUUAUUGCAUUGCACAUAAACAUACCCUUGGUUGAAGUAAUUGAGCAGAUGCCAAGUUAUACAAAGUUUUUAAAAGACAUUUUGAGCAAAAAGAAAAAGUUGACUGAAUAUGAGACCGUAGCUCUGACUGAAGGUUGCAGUGCUUUGUUGUCCAGUAAAAUUCCUCCUAAGAUGAAAGAUUCUGGAAGUUUUACAAUCCCUUUUUCAAUUGGAGGAAAAGAAAUAGGAAAAGCUCUAUGUGACUUAGGUUCCAGCAUAAACCUAAUGCCUUUAUCUGUCUUCAAUACCCUAGGCAUAGGUGAAGCUAGAGCUACAACUAUAACUCUUCAGUUAGCUGAUAAGUCCAUAGCCUAUCCCAGAGGAAAGAUUGAGGAUGUCCUAGUUCAGGUUGAUAAGUUUAUUUUCCCAGAUGAUUUUAUCAUCCUAGACUUUGAAGCCGACAAAGACAUUCCCAUCAUUUUAGGGAGACCUUUCCUAGCUACUGGUAGAACCUUGAUAGAUGUACAGAAGGGAGAAUUAACCAUGAAAGUCCAAGACCAACAAGUGACUUUUAAUGUUUUUAAUUCCCUUAGGUACCCGAAGGAAAGAGAAGAGUGUUCUGCUUUGAGUCUGAUAGAAACCUGGUGUCAAGAGAAAAGUUUGGGGGAAAUCUUAGGUUUAUCUGAGACUGAUAGUGAUGAAGAGGAAGAUUUUGAGGAAUUAGAAACACCACAAGAAUCUGCUGCUUUUAAAGUUUUAGAAUCUGAGGAUAGGAAGAUUCUUGUUCCUUCCUUAGAUGUUGCCCCAAAUUUAGAGUUAAAACAACUUCCCUCACAUUUGAAGUAUGCCUUUUUAGGAGAUUCAGGGAAGUUUCCAGUCAUUAUUUCAUCAUCAUUAGAAGUUGACCAAGAAGAAAAGUUGGUUGACAUGUAG
Molecule: messenger RNA, 1902 nt
Organism: Cynara cardunculus var. scolymus (artichoke)
Lineage: Eukaryota; Viridiplantae; Streptophyta; Magnoliopsida; Asterales; Asteraceae
Exons: 5
Coding region: 1-1902 (633 amino acids)
Source: RefSeq, a predicted model, not a curated record